This is a messenger RNA of Brenthis ino (lesser marbled fritillary), 1110 nucleotides long. NCBI's taxonomy places the organism in Eukaryota, Metazoa, Arthropoda, Insecta, Lepidoptera, Nymphalidae. The record is from the annotation of a GenBank genome assembly.
AUGGCAGACCCCAAGUAUGAAAAUCUUCCUGGGAUAGCUUAUGACCAGCCUGAUGUGUAUGAAACCGGUGAUUUGCCAGAAGCUGACCAGCAAGAACAAUUCGAGGAGGAAGAAAAUGAGUCGAUCGAACAGCUGCAUCUUUCUGUUAAAGAUUCAUUCAAUAAAUUCAAAGGCAAAUUUCUUACGGGAAACGUUGACUUUUCGGAUAGAUUGAGCAGAAAAUCUCGAAUCGGGUACAGAGCUGGCGAAUGGGAAUUAGCUGCUCAAGGAGAACCUGAAACAUCACUGGAGCGCUACAAUAGACUUCGUUGUGAGUUCUCAGAAUUGUUAGAACAGGUUGCAGUACAAGAGAACAAAGCCAGUGAAAGUGAAAAGGAAGAACACUCAAAAUUAGCAGCUCAGAUUAAUACAACUAAGAAACUUUUAGAAGAAUUGAAACUAGAAGAGGGAGAGCACAUUGAUCCUAAAGCCGAGAAACUAAAAGAGUACCUGAGUGGAAAUGGUAAAAAGAAACAUGGUGAAAUUGUGACUGCACAUUUAAAACUUAAGCCAGAGGUCAAUCUUGCACAGACAACACGGAUAGCACAAUUGGAACACAGACUACACAAAUUGGAGCAAGCAGCUGGUGUGAGAGACGAAGAAGCAUUUCGCAGACUACAGACUGCUACUGGAGAGGUAACCCUAUGUGGCGCUGCCGCAGCCCUCGCGAACCAAGCCACGUUGCUCCGGCCCGCGGACCUGGCGGCCGCUGAAGCGAGGAUCACAUCCCUCCUAACGAACGUGGAAGCCCUCAAAGCAGCUGUGAAACCAGCUGAACCAGAGGUCGAAGCAAAGGUGAAGGAAUUACACAAACUAUUGAUACAAAUAGAUGGUGUAUCACAUUCCGAAAUUUUAGAACGCAUGGAGGCGCUCGAAGCUCUACACAAUCAAGCAAGUAACUUCGGCAAAUCGUUAACAGAACUAGAAACACUGCAAAGUACCAUAGCAGGAGGUGUUCAAAACAACAAGGAACUGUUACAAGGAGUCCAAGAAGUCUUUGCACACAACAUCGACAGCUUACAAAAGGAAAUAAAGAAAUUAGACGAGAGAAUCUCUAAAUUAGCCUCGGCG